GACAGAAACUCCGUGAGUGGAGUUCAGGCUGACGUCAUGAAACUGUGACGUUUGAGCCACUUCCUGUUCUCAGUCCCAGCGUCCUGAUCACCGAGGUUUCUGUUGCUCUGAUAUCUGAUAUUGAUUAUAUUGGUAAACAGGCUGUAGCAGAACUAUCAGACUAACUCCACCCUGACAUCAAGAAGAUGGAGGAAGAGGAUGGAGCAGGAUCUGCAGCAUCCAGCUGUGUGUCUGUGAGGAGUGACUGGUCCAAAGAACAUCCUCUAAACUUCAGUAAUGAACCUGGAGCAACAAUAGUGGAGCAGGAGAGAGCAGAGGUUUCCACUGGUCAGUCUGCACAGCAACAUCAAACACACCUGGACUCAGUGGUUAUGCGGCUGGAGGACAACAUCACCAUGUUUGUGAAGAACGAGCUGAAGAAGAUCCAGAAGCUUCUGAGUCCAGAUCACCCAGAAACUUUAAAGAGCCAGAUGGAGGAUGAGGAGAUGUUUGGAGGUGAGGAUGAAGAUGAAAGAAAGAGCUGCAGAGAAGCAUUUCUGAAGAUCACACUCCACUUCUUGAGGAGACUUAAGCAGCAUGAGAUGGCUGACCAUCUGCAGAGCAAAAUAUUUGCUUCACUCUGUAAACGUGAACUUAAAGCCCAACUGAAGAAGAAGUUCCAGUGUGUGUUUGAGGGCAUCGCUAAAGCAGGAAGCCCAACCCUCCUGAAUCAGAUCUACACAGAGCUCCACAUCACAGAGGGAGGGACUGCAGAGGUCAAUGAUGAACAGGAGAAACAACUGUACCAGAACAAGGUGUUCUGCUUUGUUCAUCUCAGUGUUCAGGAGUUUCUGGCUGCUCUUCAUGUCCACCUGACCUUCAUCAACUCUGGACUCAAUCUGCUGGAAGAACAACAAACAACGUCCAUGUGGCCUAAAUUAUUUGAUAAACCAAAACUCCAAUCUCUCCACCAGUGUGCUGUGGACAAGGCCUUACAGAGCCCCAAUGGACACCUGGACUUGUUCCUUCGUUUUCUCUUGGGUCUGAAGACUAAUCAAACUCGUUUGCAAGGCCUGAUGACACAGACAGGAAGUAGCGCACAGACCAAUCAAGAAGCAGUCAAGUACAUCAAGAAGAAGCUCAGUGAGAAUCUGUCUGCAGAGAAAAGCAUCAAUCUGUUCCACUGUCUGAAUGAACUGAAUGAUCGUUCUCUACUGGAGGAGAUCCAACAGUCCCUGAGAUCAGGACGUCUCUCCACAGAUAAACUGUCUCCUGCUCAGUGGUCAGCUCUGGUCUUCAUCUUACUGUCAUCAGAAAAAGAUCUGGAUGAGUUUAACCUGCAGAAAUACUUUGCUUCAGAGGAGGCUCUUCUGAGGCUGCUGCCAGUGGUCAAAGUCUCUAAAAAAGCUCUAUUGAGGGACUGUGGUUUGUCAGAGAUCAGCUGUGAUUAUCUGGCAGCAGCACUGAAGUCCAACCCCUCCCAUCUGAGAGAGCUGGACCUGAGCUCCAACAACAAGCUGCAUAAUUCAGGAGUGAAGCAUCUGUGUGGUUUCCUGGAGACUCCAGGAUGUGGACUUGAAACUCUGAGAUUGAGGGGCUGUGGUUUGUCAGAGAUCAGCUGUGAUUAUCUGGCAGCAGCACUGAAGUCCAACCCCUCCCAUCUGAGAGAGCUUGACUUGAGUAACAACUACAAGCUGCAGGAUUCAGGAGUGAAGCAUCUGUGUGGUUUCCUGGAGAGUCCAGGAUGUGGACUUGAAACUCUGAGAUUGAGGGGCUGUGGUUUGACAAAGAUCAGCUGUGAUUAUCUGGCAGCAGCACUGAAGUCCAACCCCUCCCAUCUGAGAGAGCUGGACCUGAGUAACAACUACAAGCUGCAGGAUUCAGGAGUGAAGCAUCUGUGUGGUUUCCUGGAGAGUCCAGGAUGUGGACUUGAAACUCUGAGAUUCGGGGGCUGUGGUUUGUCAGAGAUCAGCUGUGAUUAUCUGGCAGCAGCACUGAAGUCCAACCCCUCCCAUCUGAGACAGCUGGACCUGAGCUCCAACAACAACCUGCAGGAUUCAGGAGUGAAGCAUCUGUGUGGUUUCCUGGAGAGUCCAGGAUGUGGACUUGAAACU
Messenger RNA from Oreochromis aureus, 2093 nucleotides. RefSeq names its product ribonuclease inhibitor-like. The annotation marks the transcript as partial. NCBI's taxonomy places the organism in Eukaryota, Metazoa, Chordata, Actinopteri, Cichliformes, Cichlidae. The record is from RefSeq and is a predicted model, not a curated record. The transcript is spliced from 10 exons. Gene Ontology annotation, molecular function: protein binding.